AUGGUCACAAUAAGCAGCAAGUACCAACUUCAAAUGAGAUGUGACAAGAAAUGCCCAUGGAGACUGUAUGGAACCAUGAUUAAAAGAGAGCAUAUCUUUGCUAUUAAGACAUAUGUUGGUGAGCAUAGGUGUCCUAGAGAGAUGAAAAAUAGGCAAGCUACCUCUGAAUGGAUAGCUAAGGAAUAUAUACAUAGAUUCAGAAGAAAUGGCAAUUGGAGUGUGAAGGACUUGGAGGAAGACUUACUUGAGAAGUUCUGUGUUCAAGUGUCAAGAAUAAAAUGCUAUAGGGCAAAAUGGAAAAGUGGGGCACUAUUAUGUACAGUUGCUAAAGAUGGGAACAAUCAAAUGUUCCCUAUCUUUUGGGCUGUAGUUGAAUGUCUUACUAAUGCUAUAAAGAACCUAGCACCUUUCCUGAACAUAGGAAUUGUGCUAGGCAUGUUUAUUAGGGAUCCAGCCAAAUUUUAUAAGUCAUCUAUUUCUGAGCUUUCUAAGUGUGAUAAGAUUGAUAACAAUGUCAGUGAAACCUUCAAUGGUUACAUUGUGAAAUUUAGGAGUAUGACCAUUAUAGACAUGCUAGAAGAGAUUAGAUGUGCAUUAAUAGAGAGAAUGCACAGUAAGUUUAUGCAUGCUACUGGUUUAACUGACUCCAUCACACCUAGACUUAGAACUAAGUUUGAAGAAAUCAAGUACAAUAGCAGAUUAUGUACUUCCAAACCUGCUGUUGGUGGCAAUUUCCAAGUGAACAUAGGAGAGGAUCAGUUUGUGGUUGAUAUCAAUGCGCACACUUGUACUUGUAGAACAUGGCAGAUAACAGGCAUUCCUUGUAUCCAUGCAUGUUCUAGCAUUCAUUGGAUGAGCCAGGAUAGUGCAACAUUUGUGGACAAGUACUGUAAUGUAGAAACUUAUAUUGAAACCUACAAAAAUGCUCUUGAGCCACUGAAUGGCAGAAAAAUAUGGCCACAAGCUGAUGGGCUUCCAAUCAAGGCAGCCAAAUUUAAGAAAAUGCCUGGCAGACCUAAGAAGAACAGAAAGAGAGAUAUCACUGAAGAUCCAAAGAAUCCUAAUAAGCUGUCUAGACAAGGAAUUCAAAUGACUUGUGCAGUUUGUGGAGGAGUUGGGCACAACAAGAGGAGUUGUAAGAUGAAAAAUGAUCCAUCUUUCAAAAGGCCUCCUAAACUGCCAGUCAAGCGUGGCAGGCCACGAAAAGCAACUUCUGCACUUCGAUCUACUGCAAUUUCCCCAACAACUCAGUCUGAUGCCCCUAGUUCAAGUGGACCAAGUCAAUUUGUUGGCACACCUUCAAGUGGAUCUUAA
This is a messenger RNA of Ricinus communis (castor bean), 1314 nucleotides long. RefSeq lists its product as uncharacterized. Gene Ontology annotation, molecular function: zinc ion binding. The transcript is spliced from 4 exons. NCBI's taxonomy places the organism in Eukaryota, Viridiplantae, Streptophyta, Magnoliopsida, Malpighiales, Euphorbiaceae. The record is from RefSeq and is a predicted model, not a curated record. The coding region runs from base 1 to 1314 and encodes 437 amino acids.